AUGUCGGGCGGCGAGACCGAGUACUACUUCCAGAAUGGCGCACCCUGGUAUGAACGACCCGUAGCUUUCAUAAAAGACAUGCCGCAUGAGCCGUAUUUAGUGUCACUGUACCGCAGAAAUUAUAAUAAUUUCCCGAACUAUCAGCGCGCCAUUCAGGGUAACGGUUUGGACAAUGUGACGAAAUCCUUUCCAGCAAGGAUCGGCGAAGUGCUGGAGAUUGUCUGGUAUCUGGUGGGCGGCAGCCAGUACGGUGAUGUGUAUCCGCAUGCGUGGCACGCCCACGGUGACCAUUAUUACGACUGCGGCACCGGUCUGGGCACGUACGAUCCCAUGGCCAAUAAGGCCAGACUGCUGGAGCGACACGGACGAAUUAUUACGUCCAACCUGUACCGACAGGAUCCCAGUGCAGUAACACCGGUUCCCGGGAAGGUGUUUACCUGGAGGGCCAUGCGGUUGCGGGUGCAGAAUCCUGGUAUGUGGAUGAUUCACUGUCACCUGCUGUUCCCCAUGCUGAUGGGACUGCAGACAGGAUGGGUGUUUGGGGAACUGGAGCAUCUAACGCCGCUGCCGGCGCACUUAGUGAGAGGGUAUCUCUCUUACGGUGGAUCGGCCUACGGGAAUGCCACAUUCGCACCACGUGUACUACAUUACUGGCAUUAA
Paramacrobiotus metropolitanus is the source of this 660-nucleotide messenger RNA. RefSeq lists its product as uncharacterized. Lineage: Eukaryota; Metazoa; Tardigrada; Eutardigrada; Parachela; Macrobiotidae. The transcript has a single exon. The record is from RefSeq and is a predicted model, not a curated record. Gene Ontology annotation, molecular function: oxidoreductase activity; copper ion binding. Bases 1 to 660 code for a protein of 219 amino acids.